Messenger RNA from Paramisgurnus dabryanus, 917 nucleotides. It is a transcript of the gene dnajc30b, whose product is annotated as DnaJ (Hsp40) homolog, subfamily C, member 30b. NCBI's taxonomy places the organism in Eukaryota, Metazoa, Chordata, Actinopteri, Cypriniformes, Cobitidae. The record is from RefSeq and is a predicted model, not a curated record.
UAUCAGUAUGCCGGAAAUAUAAAGUGACUACAGAGGUCACUCACAAGCCGGUGUCGAUCACAAACUCUUCUUUUAAAAAACAACUAGAUGAGCGCAUGUUCUUCAAGAUUAUCUGCGAUCAGCCACCUCUUGUGUAUGCGAGUAUAAAUGAGCGACAUGCUAAACUAAAGGAAUCAUGAUAUUAUUUGCCUGAUAGGACUUACAACAGACUUCAGAUCAUGUUUGUUUACAACAGACCUCAGAUCCGAGGCUACCUCAUGUUUCUGAGGGGAACGCGAGCUUACAGCCGCAGCACAGCCGGUGACGCGUCAGCUCCACGCCAGAUGAGCAGAACCGCGUAUUACGACAUUCUGCAAAUUUCCCCGAACGCGACGCAAGCGCAGAUCAAGACAGCUUAUUACAAACAAUCUUUCAUGUAUCAUCCGGAUCGGAACCGCGGAGAGGAGGCGGCGCAACGCUUCGUACUCAUCUCGGAGGCGUACACCGUGCUCGGCAGCGCGGCGCUCAGGAGGAGAUAUGACCGCGGUAUUCUGACGCACAGUGACGCGCAAGCCGCCGGGAGACCACCAGAAAAGCAUCAAAAGCCUAGACGAGCGUCAGACGCGUCCAUGAACGCGCACUUUAAUUUCGACGCGUUUUAUCAGGCUCACUAUGGCGAGCAGCUGCAGAGAGAGAAAGAGAUGAGACGCACACGAGAACAAAGUCAACAGUUGCAGCGGGAACAUUUCAAGAGAUGGAAACUGAACAAAUGUACUGAAAUAGCAGCCAGCUUUCUGCUGCUGUGUGGAGGAGUCAUUCUUAUUCAUUUAAAAUCUUAAAUUAUAUAUGAGAGAGACAGAGAAAGGUUAUGUGUCUAAUGGGGUGUGAUGCUCUGAACUCUUCUAUUUGGUUUUCUUCAGUAAAGUGUCAUAUUUUCA